Molecule: messenger RNA, 2167 nt
Organism: Corvus hawaiiensis (hawaiian crow)
Lineage: Eukaryota; Metazoa; Chordata; Aves; Passeriformes; Corvidae
Gene: UPP1
Product: uridine phosphorylase 1
Exons: 8
Coding region: 693-1634 (313 amino acids)
Biological process (GO): uridine catabolic process; nucleotide catabolic process
Cellular component (GO): cytosol; cytoplasm
Molecular function (GO): uridine phosphorylase activity
Source: RefSeq, a predicted model, not a curated record
AUUUCCAGUAUUCAGUGGCUUUUAACAGGCAGACCUCUUGUUUAUUUUGUUUGGUUCUUCACUUCCUUAGAAAUUCACCUAUGCUAUAAUUCUGUUGCAGGACCGAUUUCUUCCUGUUUCCUUGUAGUGUAAUCCUGUCUCUGUUACAAUGUCUGUGCUGUCAGGCCCUUCUUAAUGGAGGGUAGAGAAAAACUUUGUGAUUCAAUACUUCCCAUAAGGGCAUUCCCAGAAAGUACCAACAUCAUCAUGUAGCCUUAGUCACUUCUGAAAAUAAUAACAAAUUAAUCAUACUAUAAUUAUAAUUCUGUCUUCGGACCAGCAUGAAAGCCUCAGUGAUACAUUUGUCUAUUUAGAUGUAAAGAAGAAUGCAGAAAGGAGAAGGUUUUACAUAUAGGUUAGGGUAAUGGAUCAGAAAAAAAAGUAUUCAGGAUAGAUGAUAAACUGGAGAGCUGUGGCUUUUUGAGGUCAUGUUUUAGUUUUGUGUUCCUUGUUUUAUACUGGAGAAAGAAGUGCUCUUAAGGUCAGUGGGAGGAGUUUAAUGAAGAGGAUAUUAUGAGUAAGAUGCUUCCUGGACUCGAGUUUCAGGAGUCUGACAGCUUGAACUGAGCUUUGGAGACCUUCUAGAGCCAAAGGUGGAAGGGGGCUGAAGCUGGUUUGGCAGUCGCUGUUGGUGUGGGAGGUAUAAAACAUACAUGGCUCCUGGUUCCUCGAACGAGAAGAAAACUGAUGAUGGACAGGCUUCAAAAGAGAAUUUCAUUCAUCUCUGCAACCCUCACCUGGAGAAAAUGAAAGAGGACAUCCUGUAUCAUUUUGCUCUUGGGACUGGUACCCAUGAUUUUCCAGCAUUGUUUGGGGAUGUAAAGUUUGUGUGUGUUGGAGGAAGUCCUUCCCGGAUGAAGGCUUUUAUCGCGUACAUUGCGGAGGAGCUGGGUCUCGGAGGCGCUGGCUGUGACUAUCCCAACAUCUGUGCAGGCACUGACCGCUAUGCGAUGUACAAAGUGGGGCCCGUUUUGUCCGUCAGUCAUGGUAUGGGCAUUCCUUCUAUUUCUAUCAUGUUGCAUGAGCUGAUCAAACUGUUGUAUCAUGCCAAGUGUUCCGACAUAACCAUCAUUCGUAUUGGCACCUCUGGUGGAAUAGGUCUGGAGCCAGGCUCAGUGGUUAUAACUAGGCAGUCUGUAGAUGCCACCUUCAAACCUCAGUUGGAACAGGUUGUCCUGGGAAAGACAGUAAUCCGCAGCACUAACCUGGAUGAACAGCUGGCUAAGGAACUGAUGCAGUGCAGUAAAGAAAUCGGUCAGUUCAAUACAGUCAUUGGAAACACCAUGUGCACUUUGGAUUUCUAUGAAGGACAGGGCAGGUUGGAUGGUGCAAUCUGCUUAUAUGAUGAAGAAGAAAAACUGCAAUAUUUGAAGAAUGCUUAUGAUUCUGGUGUCAGAAACAUCGAGAUGGAGUCUUCUGUAUUUGCUGCUAUGUGUAAUCUCAGUGAUGUCAAAGCUGCCGUAGUGUGUGUCACUCUUCUGAAUCGGCUUGAAGGGGAUCAGAUCACCAGCUCACAUGAUAUCCUUGUGGAGUACCAGCAGAGGCCACAGAAGUUAGUGGGAUAUUUCAUUAAGAAAAGUCUUGGGAAAGUGUGAAAUAUCCAUCUUUGUUUUAGAGAAGGAGAAGGCCUUUGUACAGAUCCAGUCAUCAGUAUGACUGCUGUGCAUUACGGGUCUUUUGCCUCAGAAUAUCUCACAACAUUCCGUGUCAGUGGAAGUUAAUAAUUUAUGUCACUGUUCUUUGGGAACUGAAUGUGCUGAAUGGACGUCAGUUAAGUUUUGCUUAGUUAUGCAUUGCUGGAUAUAAAACUCACAUUUCUGUAAAUUGGAAAUGGGACCUGUUGUAAAGGACAAGCCUGUGAUAAUACAUGAAAAAGCUUUGUUUAUCCCUGCUCUAAAAGAAAAACUAGAGAGAAAAUCAAACUUUAUUGCCAAGUAUGUGCAUACCAGCAAAUUAACUUAAAACUGCUAAUCAUUUUCUUGUUGUUAUAAAAACAUUGUGUAAUUUAUAAUUGUCUUUGUUGCUUCACUUGUAAAGAAAACGUAAAGUGAAUGCAGUUUAUUUUUUUUCAGACUUUGACAAAUAAACAAUACUAUUUUCAUAUAUUAAAAUUUCAUGAAAUUGCAAA